Messenger RNA from Cetraspora pellucida, 1467 nucleotides. Lineage: Eukaryota; Fungi; Glomeromycota; Glomeromycetes; Diversisporales; Gigasporaceae. The record is from the annotation of a GenBank genome assembly.
AUGACAGACGAGGGUGAACUGCAAAAAUCGAAGGAAAUAGUUGAUCAAAAUGCAGAAACGGUGUGUCUUAGAGAUGAUAGAGAGAACUAUAUUCAUUACGUUAAUAAGCUAUGCCUUUUUCUUAGUCAUGAAGAACCCAGUCUACAAGUUUCUUCGCUUAAUAUUCUACUAGAGCUUCUUAAAACGGAAUCUAUUCAUCUUACUACUUCUUCCGGAACUUACCAUUUUUCAAAUAAUCACUUUUAUCGCGUUGUGGAAGGACUUAUUGAUAAUGAAAAUUUUAGUGAACAUUUGCAAACAGAAUUUAUUGAGAAAUAUUGGAAUAAAUAUGAUGACUUAAGAUUUUAUUUUCUAAAGAAUGCUGCUAAGAUAAUCAAUUUGGCCACGAAUAGUGGAAAGCCCAAAGAUAGAUCUGGACCUAUAUCUAAGACUUUCGAAAAAGAUGAAGAAGAGUUUGACGACGAUGUUGGCUAUGAAGACGAUGUUGCUCAUGAAGACAAUGUUUCUUAUGAAGACGAUGUUGUUUAUGAAGAUGGUUCUGUUUAUGAAGACGAUAUGGACGAUAAAAAUCCUUCUAUUAAGAACAGUACAAAUAGUAAAGAUAAAAUACCUCAUAUAUUACAAUUGUCUAGUCAUCAUCGAGUAUUUUCAGAUUGCUGGUUGGCUCUACUUAAAUUACCGAUGAAACAAGAAUCAUAUAAAAAGAUUCUCUUGAUCAUGCAUAAUAAAAUAAUUCCUCAUAUGUUACAGCCUACAAUGUUAAUGGACUAUCUGACAGAAGCAUAUAAUGCUGGCGGUGUAAUUAGCCUUUUAGCUCUCAACGGCCUUUUUAUCCUUAUUAACGAACAUAACUUAUAUUUAUACUACCAACAAAUUAAUAAUACUCAAUAUACAUAUCCUUAUAGUCAUCUUCCUGUCCAGCUUGUCGCAUCGUUUAUAAAAAGGAUGUCCCGUCUCUCGCUUACAAGUCCUCCUCAUGGUAUUGUAAUAUUGAUACCAUUAAUUUAUAACCUCAUUAGGCGUCAUCCGAGUUGCAUGGUUUUAAUACACAGACCUUACGAAAUAAAUUCUAAAGACGGAGGGCAUAUUAAUAGUAUUUCGGAAGAUCCAUACAUAUUUGACGAACCGGACCCAAUGAAGAGCAACGCUAUUGCUAGUUCAUUAUGGGAGUUAAAAACUUUGCAAAAUCAUUAUCUUCCAAAUGUUGCUACAUUGGCAAAGAUUUUCCAAGAUAAAUUUAAUAAACCAUCUUACAAUCUUGAAGAUUUUUUAGAUCGUACAUAUGUGACGUUAUUUGAAGCUGAAAUUAGUAAAAAGCCGAAAAAAGUGCCUGCUCUUGCUUUCGAAAAACCCAAAUUCGUCUUUCCUGUAUGUGAAAAUAUAGAUCAUACAGAACCAGUAGAUGCUGAAGAGAAGGAAUUAAGGAAUGCUAGCAUAAUGAGGGGAUGGGAAAUUUUUCGAUUUUAA